UAUUAUUUUUCUACAAUUUUUUUUUUCAAAACUUCGACGCCUGACUCGGAAGAAGCCCAAGAUGGAAGCUCUCGGCCGGGCGGCCAAUGGGGUGAGCCCCUGGCGGGCACGUGACCUCCCCGGAUGGUCCUGUCCGUCAAGCCUUUCUUCCCGCCUCCUCGACAGCCCGCGGGCCAAUCAGGGGCCGGGACGGGCGGCGGCCUCUUAAAGGGCCAGCUGCCGUUACGUAAAGGGGGAAGUUGGCUGUCACGUGGCACCUGACCAAGGGGCCCCCUUUUUUUUUCCGAGGGGGGAGGAGGAGCGUCUCCGAAGAAGGGGGGCCCGCCCGCGCCCCCCCGCCGCCGCUCCCUGCCACCGUCUCCAGGAUAUGCCCCCCUUGUGUCCUAAAGCUGCAGGGACGGAGGAGGAAGACAUGCCCCCCAGGAAGAAGAAGAAGGCUGGGGGACCCUGGGGGAGGGCAAUGCCACCUUGGUGGGCCUGGCAGUUGAGUCUGCGCCUCCGGGGAAGCGGAUCCGCAAGCCGUCGCUGCUCUACGAGGGUUUUGAGGGCCCACCGAAUAUGGCUGCUUCGGCACCGUCCCUCCCACUCAGCCCGGCCAUCCCGACCCCCCCAGAGGUGGCCAACCCCAAGAAGCCUGGCCGGGUCACCAACCAGUUGCAGUACCUCCACAAGGUGGUCAUGAAGGCUCUGUGGAAGCACCAGUUCGCUUGGCCCUUCCGCCAGCCCGUGGACGCCAUCAAGCUGGGCCUGCCGGUGGCCGUGGGGGCAGCUGGCUGUCCAUCCAACUCAUGGCCCCCUUCCCUUCUCCCCCAGGAUUACCACAAGAUCAUCAAGCAGCCGAUGGACAUGGGCACCAUCAAGCGGCGCCUGGAGAACAACUACUACUGGAGCUCAGCUGAGUGCAUGCAGGACUUCAACACCAUGUUCACCAAUUGUUACAUCUACAACAAGCCCACAGAUGACAUUGUGCUGAUGGCCCAAACCUUGGAGAAGAUCUUCCUGCAGAAGGUGGCUCAGAUGCCUCAGGAGGAGCAGGAAGUGGUGGUGACUGUGGCCAAGAACAGCCACAAGAAGGGGGCCUCCCGGGCGGCAGCGCUCCUAGCAGCCACCAACGCCCAGCAAGUCCCGGCCGUCUCUUCGGUGUCCCAGACGCAGCUCCUCCCGGCCACCCCUGUUGCCAGCGCCGCAGACAUCCCCACCACAGUCAUCAACAUCCCACACCCGUCGGUCAUCUCCGCACUGAAACCCCUCCACACUGCUGCUGCUUCCUCCCAGCCCCUGCUGUCCGUCCCUGCCCCCACGCAGCCCCUGGCCAAAAAGAAGGGCGUGAAGCGGAAAGCGGACACCACCACCCCGACCCCGACGGCCAUCAUUGCCACCAGCGGCGGAGGAGGGGGCAUCAGCGGAGGAGGAGGAGGGGGCGUUGGUGUUGGCAUUGGCGUUGGAGAGUCCUCCCCACUGGGUGCGGGGGCCCCUUCCCCACUGGCGGAGGGGGGCAAGGCGGCCAAGAUCCCAGCGCGGCGGGAGAGCGGGCGCCCCAUCAAGCCCCCCCGCAAGGACCUGCCGGACUCCCAGCAGCACCAGACCUCCAAGCGGGGCAAGCUCUCGGAGCAGCUCAAGUACUGCAACGGCAUCCUCAAGGAGCUGGUCUCCAAGAAGCACGCCGCCUACGCCUGGCCUUUCUACAAGCCGGUGGACGCCUCCGCCCUGGGCCUCCACGACUACCAUGAGAUCAUCAAGCACCCCAUGGACCUCAGCACCAUCAAGCGCAAGAUGGAGAACCGGGAUUACCGCGACGCACAGGAGUUUGCCUCUGACGUCAGGCUGAUGUUCUCCAACUGCUACAAGUACAACCCGCCAGACCAUGACGUGGUGGCCAUGGCUCGCAAGCUGCAGGACGUCUUUGAGUUCAGCUAUGCCAAGAUGCCCGACGAGCCUAUCGAGCGCAGCCCUCCCUCGGGGUCCCUCCCACAGCCGGGGCUCCUGAUGAAGUCCUCCUCGGAUGACUCCUCCAGUGAGGAGGAGGAUGAGGAUGGGGAAGAUGAAGACGAGGAGGAGGAUGACGACGACGACGACGAUGAAAGCAGCAGCGAGACCUCCUCCGACAGCGACGAGAGUUCAGACUCGGAGGAGGAGCGGGCCAACCGCCUGGCAGAGCUCCAGGAGCAGCUGCGGGCGGUGCACGAGCAGCUGGCGGCGCUCUCCCAGGGCCCGGUCUCGAAGCCCAAGAAGCGGCGGGACAAGAGGGACCGCAAGAAGAAGAAGAAGUCCUCCUCCUCUUUGGAGAAGCAGCGCAAGGGCAAAGCCGGGGAGGGGGAGCCCCGGUCCCUCCCGCCCAAGAAGUCCAAGAAGGCCUCUGGAGGAGGGGGAGGCGGCGGCGGCAGCAAGAACACCAAGAAGGCGGGGGGCUCCAAGGGCACCCUGGCCCCGGCCCCAGUCCCUCCGCCCCCGCCCCCGAUGAUGAUGCCCCUCUACGACUCGGAGGAGGAGGAGGAGAGCCGGCCCAUGAGCUACGACGAGAAGCGCCAGCUGAGCCUGGACAUCAACAAGCUGCCGGGGGAGAAGCUGGGGCGCGUGGUGCACAUCAUCCAGUCCCGGGAGCCCUCCCUGCGCGACUCCAACCCCGAGGAGAUCGAGAUCGACUUUGAGACCCUCAAGCCCUCCACCCUGCGGGAGCUGGAGCGCUACGUCCUCUCCUGCCUGCGCAAGAAGCCCCGCAAGCCCUACAGCAGCGAGGCCCUGAAGAAGCCGGUGGGCAAGACGAAGGAGGAGCUGGCCCUGGAGAAGAAGCGGGAGCUGGAGAAGCGCCUCCAGGACGUCAGCGGGCAGCUCAACUCCGCCAAGAAGCCCCCUAAGAAGGUGAGUGAGAAGCCCGAGUCGGCCCACCCGGUGCCGGUCUCCCGCCUGAGUGCCAGCAGCUCCAGCUCGGACUCCAGCAGCUCCAGCUCCUCCUCCUCCUCUUCCUCCUCCUCGGACACAAGCGACUCAGACUCCAGCUAGGCCCGUAGGGGUGGAUGGACAGAAGGAUGGAUGGACGGACAGUCGGAUGGCCAGAGAGAGCCGCAUGGCUGGCAAAUGGGCAGCAUGUUUGGGCGUGAGCGCCUCCCUCCUCCACCUGCGGGACCCGAAGUGGAAGCAGAGCAGAGAGGGGUGGACGGCGGGGCAGCUGCGGAGGGAGGGAGGGGCCCCCUUGGACCCUCCCCCUUGGACCCUGGGCUCGCUCCCCACUGGUCGGCCUCGCUUGGGGGGAGGACUCUCACACUGUACAGUUGGCUCCAGUGUUGGAGAGGGAGGGGGGAGGGAGAGGCUGUGUUUUACUGUUUCGUUUGGUUCUCAAAAAGAAAAAAAAAAGAAAAAAAUUGUGGUUUUUAUAAGA
Messenger RNA from Anolis sagrei ordinatus, 3376 nucleotides. RefSeq names its product bromodomain-containing protein 2. Gene Ontology annotation, biological process: chromatin remodeling; regulation of DNA-templated transcription. Gene Ontology annotation, cellular component: nucleus; chromatin. Lineage: Eukaryota; Metazoa; Chordata; Lepidosauria; Squamata; Anolidae. The record is from RefSeq and is a predicted model, not a curated record.